CGACAUUUCAGGCACCUUAAUGACCUCUCAACAUGAAUAUGUGCGAAACAUUGGAGUAAGGCACUAAAUAAACUUUAUGGAACUACAAAACUGAUUGUAUCAAGGGAGGACUGAACAAAAUGAUAUUCCAGAAAUCUACAACACUCUUACUUGUACUCUUCCUGAAUCUUUUUGAUACGGCAUGUUGCUUUGAUUGUGCUGGAAAGCCCGAUGGAGUGUAUGAAUCGAGUUGCCAGUCAGCAGUCAAGUGUACUAACGGAACUGCCAGUAGGCUAGACUGUACCAUACCGCAAGUUGUCAACGAAGAGACUCGAGAUUGCGACAAUGCUCUUAAUGUGAACUCACCUUGUGGAACUUUUCGGGACUGUUCGGUGAGGAAUGACGGAGGUUAUCCAGACUUGGAAACAAAAUGCCAGUGGUACUACAUGUGUUCGUACGGUAUUUUGUACGGGCACCAUAAAUGUGCAAAAGGUUUAGUAUGGAACACGAUGUUACAAACAUGCGACUUCCCAUUACAUACUUCACCGCCAUGUGGCACAAAGAACUGAGUGGAAUAAUCAGAGCUAAGCGUCAUA
Messenger RNA from Mercenaria mercenaria, 575 nucleotides. RefSeq lists its product as uncharacterized. Gene Ontology annotation, molecular function: chitin binding. Bases 120 to 548 code for a protein of 142 amino acids. The record is from RefSeq and is a predicted model, not a curated record. The transcript is spliced from 5 exons. Gene Ontology annotation, cellular component: extracellular region. Lineage: Eukaryota; Metazoa; Mollusca; Bivalvia; Venerida; Veneridae.